GUGCUUGGAUGGUCUAUAAAUAAGACGGGGAAUAGAGAAGCUUAGCACCACUAACUCUCAAAAUGAAGGCCACUCUAAUUGUCUGCCUUCUCCUGGCUUCAACUUUUUUCAUUCCUUCUUCAGCUGCAGCUAGCAGCAGAGACAAACCAAGAAUCCCGAUAGGUAGGUGUGAUCCAAAUCCAAGAGGUCCUUAUGGGCGGGGAUGUAUCAAAAAGCCGCCAUCUCCAUCCUUGAAGCCACCACCGCCUUCACCCUUCAAGCCGCCAUCUCCAUCCUUGAAGCCACCACCACCUUCGCCCUUCAAGCUCCCAACUCCACCCAGCAAACCGCCACCUCCAAUCCGCAAUAGGCCCACAAUUCCAUGCAGUAAGAAAAAUACGCCUUAUUGCCAACCUGAACCUCGACCUCGAUGUACUCCUAGCGUAUAUAAGCGUUGUCCUCCUUAAACCCCUUGAGAUAUGAAGCACCAUGGUUCAGAAAUAAGUGAGCAUUAGGUUGCUUAUUCUCGUGAAGAGCAGUAUUUAAGAAUAAAGUGAAUCUGGUUUGAUAUAUGGUUAGUGGCUUAUAAUUCCUUGUCAUGUACUAUACUAUGCACUCCAUAAUUAUUAGAUGUAACGUGUAUAAAAUAAAAGUUCUGACUAAAAGUUAGUCAGUUGGCUAA
Messenger RNA from Quercus robur (English oak), 661 nucleotides. RefSeq names its product extensin-like. The coding region runs from base 63 to 446 and encodes 127 amino acids. NCBI's taxonomy places the organism in Eukaryota, Viridiplantae, Streptophyta, Magnoliopsida, Fagales, Fagaceae. The record is from RefSeq and is a predicted model, not a curated record. The transcript is spliced from 2 exons.